This is a messenger RNA of Clunio marinus, 270 nucleotides long. The record is from the annotation of a GenBank genome assembly. Lineage: Eukaryota; Metazoa; Arthropoda; Insecta; Diptera; Chironomidae.
AUGUUGCACAGGUCGAUAAAUGAAGCUAUAAAGCAGCACAGAGAAACCCAAUCAACUGUUUUUGAAAAAAGAAAAAAAAACAACAAAAUAAAGAAAGAAAAAAGUAAGAAAGACUCUUUGCGAUCACCCAGUGAAAACAACAAGUUAUUGGCAUUGAGGAAUGCUUUGGCAUUUGGAAAGUUCUCCCUCAAGAAAUAUCGCUGGUUGAGUGACGGUAGCGAGUUUAAACCUCAACGCAAGAAACAAGCUCAUGAAGCGGUUGAAAAUUGA